Aspergillus glaucus CBS 516.65 is the source of this 1782-nucleotide messenger RNA. RefSeq names its product amine oxidase, flavin-containing superfamily. Lineage: Eukaryota; Fungi; Ascomycota; Eurotiomycetes; Eurotiales; Aspergillaceae. The transcript is spliced from 2 exons. The record is from RefSeq and is a predicted model, not a curated record. Gene Ontology annotation, molecular function: oxidoreductase activity. The coding region runs from base 296 to 1639 and encodes 447 amino acids.
UACACAUCCCUUGCAACCUCACUGCCAUGGAGCGACAGUUGUAAUACCAAGGCAUGCCUCCGCGUUACCAGGAAACCAAUAGGUAGUGUGGGUUUUCAAUAAUGUCGGCUAUUUUCGGUAUCAGCAAACGAAUGCCAGACAACCAUACUUACCAAAAUUCCCCGGACUGUCAAACGGGUGAGUCGUACAGGGUGCACCCACUGUGGCUGUUCAAUGAUAUAUACAGGUGGGUUUCCUUCGAGAUAAAGACUUUCAUCCAUUUUGGCUCUUGUAUAUCGUUUUACGGCACAGCAUCAUGCGCGUUGGUACCGUGAUCUCACUUCUAGCUUGCCUCGGCCUGAGCUCCGCCCAGGUCAUCACUCGCGAUGUGACUGUUAUUGGCGGUGGCUCAGCGGGCACAUACGCGGCCGUUAAUCUGCGCGAGAGGAAUCGAACUGUUGCCGUUAUCGAGAAAAGCGGUAGGCUGGGCGGCCAUACCGACACCUACUUCGACUCAGCUACCGGCACACACGUUGACUUCGGCGUGAUCUUCUACGAAAACUUGACGGUCGUUCAAGACUACUUCAACCAUUUCGGUAUCCCCUUGACCACCGUGCCUCCGUCUGGCGGAGAGCAGCCCCAGCGCAUCGAUUUCCGUUCCGGGACACCUGUCGACGCUUCGCAGGGUAAUGUCUCCGACGCCCUAUCCCGGUAUGCGGUGCAACUGCUGAAGUACCCCUAUUUAGCCGUUGGGUUCGACCUACCGGAUCCGGUGCCUGAAGACCUAACGCUACCGUUUGGCGAGUUUGUUCAGAAGCAUGACCUUGGCGCAGUGGUGGAUAUCAUCUUCUCCUAUGCGCAGGGUGUGGGUGAUCUCCUGCAACUACCGACGAUUUACGUGAUGAAAUACGUUUCGUUAGAGGUGCUGGACGCCAUUCAGAACGGCUUCCUCCAGACGACUAACCGCAACAACGGCGCGCUGUAUGUGGGUGCUGCGGAGCAAUUGGCAGCCGACAUCUUCUUCAACAGCACCGUAGUUUCCAUGGACCGCGACAGCGACCCGGAUUGGGUACACAUCGACAUACAGACACCAGACGGUCACCAGAGCAUUCGAACAAAGCAGGUUAUUUCCGCCAUACCACCCACACUGGAAAACCUGGACGGCUACGAUCUGGACGAAGUUGAACAAGGGCUCUUCGGCCUGUUCAGCAGCAGCUGUUACUACACGGCCCUAGCGCGGGUCGACGGCCUGCCUGCUGGGAUAACCGCCUUUAACCGCGCAAACGAGACACAGUAUAACCUCCCGCCAUUGCCGGGCGUGUAUGUCUUGACCCCAACCGCCGUGCCGGGUCUUUACAGCAUCUUGUAUGGGAGUGAGGAUUUUAUCAGUGAGGACAAUGUCAAGGAGGCCAUGUCGCAGGCCGUGCAGUAUCUGCAGGUGAAUAGUAGCAAUCCGGAAUAUGUGGCCUACGAAGCGCAUUCGCCGUUUGAACUGAAGGUAUCGCCUGAAACUAUUGCUAUCGGUUUCUAUCGGGAGUUGAAUGCGUUGCAGGGACAUCGGCGGACAUAUUAUACGGGGGCUGCUUUUGAUGCGCAUGAUUCAUCACGUAUUUGGCGAUUUACAGAAACGCUGUUGCAGAGGAUGCAAGGGAAGCAAUAAAUCUAUACCAAUGUUUUGAGUUGUUUAAUAAAACAUCUCCAGACCCGGUCUAGACUUAUGUGCAUAAAAUGACACAAUCAAUAUUCAGGGGUCGUCAGCUCUGUGACCUGCGUCCAUGGUACAUGUAAACUCUGUAUGUUCGA